Messenger RNA from Brassica oleracea var. oleracea, 1242 nucleotides. Its product is annotated as pentatricopeptide repeat-containing protein At4g18975, chloroplastic-like. Lineage: Eukaryota; Viridiplantae; Streptophyta; Magnoliopsida; Brassicales; Brassicaceae. The transcript has 8 exons. The coding region runs from base 11 to 1066 and encodes 351 amino acids. Gene Ontology annotation, molecular function: protein binding. The record is from RefSeq and is a predicted model, not a curated record.
UCCGUCUCCAAUGGCGGGUUUCAGUUCUCUAAUACCUAAAACGUCUCUGAAACGCGCCGUUAACCUAUCGGCGCCGUUAUCUACUAUUCCCGCCGCACGAAAUCUCUUUCCCGGAGGAGGACGACGUAAUGUAGGUGAGCGAGCUAGUAAUCUUCACAAAGCAAUUCGUAAUGCUGGGACGCUUACUCGUCCAUUUCAUCGUCUUCUCGGGGCCAACCAAACAAACAAGCCCGCUUUUUUAAGGGUCCAAUCGAUGAGCUAUCAGUUUGUGGCUGAUUCACAUUCCCCUCGUAGACCUUCUCUGGAAACUGAGGAUGAUGUGCAAGAUGGUGUGCAUUCAUCGAAGAAGGAAAACGCUGAAACGCCUAGGAAGCAUCAAAUGGGAGAGAACAUACCCAAGAAGGAUAAAAUAAAGUUUCUUGUCAACACUCUUCUUGAUAUAGAAGAUAACAAAGAAGCGGUUUAUGGAGCUCUAGAUGCUUGGGUUGCUUGGGAACGCAAUUUCCCCAUUGCUUCUCUCAAAAGAGUCAUAGCUAUUCUUGAAAAAGAACAUCAAUGGCAUCGUAUGGUUCAGGUAAUAAAGUGGAUCCUUAGUAAGGGACAAGGGACCACGAUGGGGACAUAUGGACAGUUGAUAAGAGCGUUAGAUAUGGAUCGUAGAGCAGAAGAGGCGCACGCUAUCUGGCGUAAGAAAAUCGGGCAUGAUCUUCACUCUGUGCCUUGGCAGCUAUGCUUACAGAUGACCCGCAUUUAUUUCCGGAACAACAUGUUACAAGAACUUGUUAAGUUGUUUAGGGAUCUGGAGAGGUAUGACCGUAAGCCUCCGGAUAAACACAUUGUGCAGAUAGUGGCGGAUGCUUACGAGCUUUUAGGAAUGGUCGAGGAGAAGGAAAGGGUUUUGGAGAAGUAUAGCAGUCUUUUUCUCGGUGCAACAUCUGAUGAACAAUCGAGAAGAUCUUCAAGGAAGAAGAAGAAACCAGCAGUGAUGAAUCAUGAAGCAAAAGCAGAAGACGCAGUAGAUGCAUCAAAAGCUGAGUUAGACCAAGAAUCAGAAGGCUGUCACUGAGAACCGUCCUGAACAUGGAGCGUAAGUUGUUUACUCUUCCGACUUUGUUUGGUUAUUUUGUACGGUGCAAUUCCAUGUAAGAUUAGAUGUGGUUUUCCACUUUGAUUUGAAAAGUGCAAGAGUGAAAACAGAAAACACACAAAUCCAUAUAUCAAAAGAACACAAGGUUCAUACUA